AUGCUUUUAGCGCUGCUGGUCAGACGAGAUGGUGACUUUAACCUACAUCGUGGCUGUCUUGUUGCUUUUCUUGUCGUCAAGGUGAACGGGGUCUUCCAUCGCGACGAGAUGGACGAAAUCCUCGGCACAUUGGCCGGCACCUAUCACCGAGAAUUCCCCAAGUUGCCCUUCGAGACGGAGCAUGUGGCCGACUACUACGUGGAUCGGGUGAAGCGAAACAUGCACAUUGUGCUCUGCUUCUCGCCGGUCGGCGAAAAGUUUCGCCAACGAGCCCUCAGUUUUCCUGGCCUCAUCGCCGGCUGCACCAUAGACUGGUUCCAUUCGUGGCCUCGUGAGGCUCUCGUGGCCGUGGGUCAACAUGUCUUGGCCGACUUUCCGCCCUGUCAGUUGGGCGAGCCGCAAAUGGCCGCCAGUUGCGUGCAGGCCGUGGCCAGCAUGCACAAUCGGGUCGUCGAGGUCUGCAAACUCUUCAUGCAGCAGUACCGACGCAGUUACCACGUCACUCCCAAGUCAUACCUCUUCUUUCUCUCCGGCUGCAAAGAGGUCAGUUUACCCAGUCUCGGGUAG
Molecule: messenger RNA, 567 nt
Organism: Protopolystoma xenopodis
Lineage: Eukaryota; Metazoa; Platyhelminthes; Monogenea; Polystomatidea; Polystomatidae
Source: the annotation of a GenBank genome assembly